Mus pahari (shrew mouse) is the source of this 971-nucleotide messenger RNA. RefSeq names its product geminin DNA replication inhibitor (gene Gmnn). Gene Ontology annotation, biological process: negative regulation of DNA replication; negative regulation of cell cycle. Gene Ontology annotation, cellular component: nucleus. The record is from RefSeq and is a predicted model, not a curated record. The transcript has 7 exons. Bases 134 to 751 code for a protein of 205 amino acids. NCBI's taxonomy places the organism in Eukaryota, Metazoa, Chordata, Mammalia, Rodentia, Muridae.
GCGCGUCAGCGACCGGGUCGGCGGGUUAGUCUGCAGGUUCGGGUCGUGCUGGCGCCGUUGGGCCCGGUGUGGUGCCAGGGCCUUGUGCGGCUCUCACGCUCGCUGGGAAACUGAGCAUUGCUGUCUCUGAAAAAUGAAUCUCAGUAUGAAGCAGAAACAGGAGGGAGCCCAAGAGAAUGUGAAGAAUAGUCCUGUCCCAAGGAGGACGCUGAAGAUGAUCCAGCCUUCUGCAGAUGGAUCUCUUGUUGGCAGAGAAAAUGAGUUGCCAAAAGGCUUGUCUAAAAGGAAGCUUUGGGAUGACCAGUUAACAUCUAAGACUUCAAGCUGUGGUCCAGAAGCUAAUGAAAAUAAGGAUGUUGGAGACCUCACCCAGGAAGCCUUUGAUCUUAUAAGUAAAGAAAACCCAUCUUCUCAGUAUUGGAAAGAAGUGGCAGAACAGCGGAGGAAAGCUCUCUAUGAAGCACUGAAAGAGAAUGAGAAACUUCAUAAAGAAAUUGAACAGAAGGACAGUGAAAUUGCCCGCCUGAAAAAGGAGAAUAAAGACUUGGCAGAAGUAGCUGAGCACGUGCAGUACAUGGCUGAGGUAAUCGAGAGGCUGAGUAACGAACCUCUGGGUAACUUUGAGUCACCGGAUAGUCAGGAAUUUGAUUCUGAAGAAGAAACUGAGUAUUCAGAACUGGAAGACUCAGGAGCCGGAACGUGUGCUGAAGGGACUGUGUCUUCCUCCACGGAUGCCAGGCCGUGUACGUGAGGUGUAGGGCGCACUGCCAGUGUUGCCUUUUGGUAUAGCUCUUGGUAAACUACACGAUGCGAGUGCUGGAAGCCAGGUUUGAAUCCUGGGGCUAUUACUAUGUUAAAAUACAGAUAGUGUGUAUUUUUAACCCGUUUUAUGUAAAUAGCAUUUUCAUUUUUGUCAGUGUCAGACGUAAACUGUAUAUUAAAUAAACUUCAAUUUCCUGUUGAACAUUGUA